CCUCCCGCCCGCCCUUCCUUCCGCCGGCCGGCAGCAUGGCGCGGGCCGCAGCGCUCGCCUCCAGCCUGGAAGCCGUGCUGGGGAGCCGCAGCAAUGCCAACCGCGUCUUCGAGAUCCUGGAGCUGCUGGCGGGCCGGGAGGAGGAGGAGGAGGAGGAGGACGUCCUCUGCGCCGCCCGGACCUGCAGCCGGCUCUUCGGGGCGCUGCUGGAGCGGAGGGAGCUGUUCGUGGGCCAGCUGCCCGCCGAGGAGGCCUCUGUCGCCGGUGACUACAGCGCUGAGGACAAAUACAAGAUAUGGAUGAGGCACCGCUACAACGACUGCGUGGGUUGCUUGGCAGAACUGAUGGGACACGGUGCCUUCCAGGUCAAGGAAUCGUCACUCUGCACCCUCAUGAAGUUUGUUGAGUUGGAGGCACGAUAUCCAUUGAUCAAAGUAGAGUGGAAGGGGACUUUAACUUUUCCUCGUGAACUUCUUAAGGUAGUUGUUGAUGGCUUGCUUCCGUUAAAUGAGGACGCUUCACUCCUGAUCUCUCGCUUUCAAGAAUAUAUGGAGUAUGAUGACGUUCGGUACUUUGUCAUAAAGGCGGUCACUGAGAAUAUUGGACAAGUCAUGCAGAAGACAAAAGAGAGGCCUCUGCCAUUUUACCAGCAGAACGUAUUUUCCCUCAUUUCGCCCAUUAACAUGCCGAACAAAGAGUGUGACAUGGUCAAAUUUAUGGUGAAGCAAGAUAACUGGGAGGAAUUGAAAGUGUCGAAGCUGCAGGCACACAAGCAGGCGUUUGAAAAAAUGUGGCUCAGUUUUUUGAAGCACAAGCUACCCACUGGCCUUUACAAAAAAGUUCUUGUCAUUCUACAUGACUCCAUCCUGCCUUAUAUGAAUGAGCCCACUCUCAUGAUAGACUUCUUGACAGUGGCCUAUGGCAUAGGUGGAGCAAUCAGUCUUCUAGCCUUAAAUGGAUUAUUUAUUCUGAUUCAUCAGCAUAAUCUGGAAUAUCCUGACUUUUACAAAAAGCUGUAUAGUCUUUUAGACCCUUCUAUAUAUCAUGUGAAGUACCGAGCCCGCUUUUUCCAUUUGGCUGAUCUGUUUUUGUCUUCAUCUCACUUGCCAGCCUACCUGGUGGCAGCAUUUAUAAAGCGCCUCUCCCGGCUGGCCCUGACUGCUCCUCCCGAAGCUCUACUCAUGGUCAUUCCCUUCAUCUGUAAUCUCUUUCGGAGGCAUCCUGCAUGCAGAGUGCUGAUACACAGACCUAAUGGGCCAGAAGGUAUGUCAGAAGAUCCAUAUAUUAUGGAGGAGGAGAAGCCAUCUGAAAGCAGGGCUUUGGAGAGCUCUCUCUGGGAGAUUCAGUCUCUACAAAACCAUUAUCACCCAGAUGUGGCCAAGGCAGCUGCUAUCCUGAACCAGUCGCUGUCUGAAAUAGAGGAUGACAUAUCAGGGCUCCUGGAGCUCUCAGCUUAUGAGCUUUUUGAUAAAGAAGUAAAGAAAAAGGCUAUUGAUGUGCCCUUGGAGUUUGAGCAAGUACGAGGUUUGUUGGGGAAGAAAAAUGAUAUUUUUGCAGAGCACUUCACUUUAGAUUGAUAUGAUCUCUUAUAAACACAUCUGCACAACUGACUGAUCUUAGGGACAUGCACAAAGCUCACGUGUUGUGCUCGGCAAUUCUGCCUUUGAAGUUUCUCCAUGUGAUGAGAACUGGACUGCUUGAAAAAGGUGCAGCCUUCUUCAGCGACCUUUGCCACUACCCAUGGAUGGACUUCCCUUUGUUUCUCACACUUGCAUACUGCCACCUGCUAUUUGGGAGGGAUUUUUCCUCAGAGCAAGGUUUUCUGGACUUGUUCAUUGCUGGGAUUCCAGCCCUUUUCUCCAAAGCUGCUGGUGCUGGCUGUGAUCGGUGACUGCAUCGACAGACCAUCUUGCUGCGAUUCAGUGGGACUGAGGGGAAUUGCGGUCUCUGACUACUGCUCUUGUUUUUCAGAUGUGUUACUUUUAUAGUAGAGCUGACAACCUGUUUGUAGCAGGUGACUUCAAUACAUAGCUGUAAACACCUGAUGAUACUCUAAUUAUAUACACUUUUAAACUCAUGUCUUCAGAGGGAUGUUUACCUUCUUAUGUACUCGUCUUAACACACCCACGUUCGAGGCGCUGAAAGCUCUGGUUUGUCAAAAACAACUCAUAGAUGAUGCUCAGUAAUUCCAUCUGUGAAGUGUUGCUGAUGAUCCCUCAUGUACAUCCAUCUCAUGCUGUAAGGUUACUUAAUUCAAAAUGCUUGUGAGCUUUGGAAAUGAGCAUAAUCCUGGUGACUGCUGUAGCUAGGGAGGCCAACUGAUGUGCAGUGGGAGGUAUGUCUAAUCCUUGAUUUUUGCUUCAGAAUGAUAAGCAGCUUGAUGUAGUUUUGUUUGCAGCCUGCAGGUGUUGUAGGAGCUGUGGCCAGUGUGUAUCCAGGUGCUAAUGAAGUUUUAACUAGUCCACUGAUGCUAGGUGGUUUUAAUUUGGAUUUUUCAUAUGGUUCCCGAAGUCAUGCAGAAAUCCAUUUUGAUAGGGCUUGGUGGUUUUUUUUCCCCACAAGGUUUUAAGUUUAAGGCAAACUGCUUAUUAAGAACGCAGAUAAACUCAGGACUUUUUUUUCAUAAUAAUUUUCAACAACUUAAUGUUAUCUUGUUGGACUUUAAGUCUGCUUGCAUAUUUGGAAAUCUUAUUUUGUGGAGGAGAAAAAUACAGUCAAAGAGGCCAAGAAAUCUAAUUUCUGGCAGAUAGGUCUGUUUGAGUCAAGGAAAACUGCAGCUGUCUUGGAGACCCUAAGUGUUAUGUUUUCUUCAUCCAGUUUUCUUCAUGCUUUCCAAACAGUGGAUGUGUCCUCAGAGUAUAGAGCCCUACCUCUUCUCUUUUUUUUUUCUGAUGCUUUUGAAUUCAGGUCAGGCGUUUUUCAGGAUUCAAAUUUUUUUCUUUUUUUAAAAGAAGUCUCGCUCUUUGUUUUUCACUGGUGAAAAAACAAUCCUGUCUCCUUCCUGGCCAGCCUGCUUUUCUUUUUUCUUUGACUUCUGCUAUCUGUGGUAGGGAGGCAGAAUGGCUGAGAUGAUAACUUACAGCUUGAGAGACCUCAGUUCAGGUUCACCCAAGCCUUGUAUUUCACCUCUAAAAUGUAUCUCCCUAUGUCAUAUGUGUGUUGUAUGUAUGUGUUUGGUAAACAUUUUGAAGUGCUCUGAUGCUAUAGUAAUGAGGACCACAUAGCUACCUUUGAAAGAAGUAUGUAAGCAUAUCAUCUUUCAGAUGAAAUGAGUGAAUAUAUUGAAUAUUGAAAUGAAUGAAUAUAUAUAUUGAAUACC
Molecule: messenger RNA, 3319 nt
Organism: Harpia harpyja (harpy eagle)
Lineage: Eukaryota; Metazoa; Chordata; Aves; Accipitriformes; Accipitridae
Gene: NOC4L
Product: nucleolar complex associated 4 homolog
Exons: 15
Coding region: 36-1577 (513 amino acids)
Biological process (GO): ribosome biogenesis
Cellular component (GO): nucleolus; small-subunit processome; Noc4p-Nop14p complex
Source: RefSeq, a predicted model, not a curated record